This is a messenger RNA of Mangifera indica (mango), 2518 nucleotides long. Its product is annotated as origin of replication complex subunit 3. Gene Ontology annotation, biological process: DNA replication; DNA replication initiation. Bases 149 to 2368 code for a protein of 739 amino acids. The transcript has 17 exons. NCBI's taxonomy places the organism in Eukaryota, Viridiplantae, Streptophyta, Magnoliopsida, Sapindales, Anacardiaceae. Gene Ontology annotation, cellular component: DNA replication preinitiation complex; nuclear pre-replicative complex; nuclear origin of replication recognition complex. The record is from RefSeq and is a predicted model, not a curated record. Gene Ontology annotation, molecular function: DNA replication origin binding.
CCGAUCGGACCGGGAAAGUGGUCAUGGUCCGGUCGGUUAUUAAGACAGUGCCCUGUACUCAAAGCGUCUUCCCGCCUAAAACAAGAUAGAGAAGAUGGCUUAAACCCUGAAUCGACGCAAACUGUUCUCUCUUUUCACUCCGUCUGUCAUGGCGCCAUCUGCAGAAGCUGCCGAUUCUUCGCCUCGUCUUUCAACCUGUGGUGCCACGGAAAAUCAUCUUCAGCCAGUUUUUGUUCUUCACAAAGCUGCUUCUUGGAAAUAUGAAAGAAGAUUAACGGGAGCGACAAAAACCAAGAGGAGGAUUGAUUUAUCCCCAUCAAUAUCAAAUAAUCUUGAGAAAUCAGAUUCUGAGAGUGCUGAAGAUUUUGAUGAUGAUCACUAUUUCAACUUGCGUAUGGAAGCUUUUGAGAUUGUGUGGAAUAAGAUUGAGUCUACAAUCAAGGAUGUCUUGAGGAAUAUCAAUACCAAUAUCUUCAACGAGAUUCAUCAUUGGGUUUGUGAGUCCUUCAAUACAAUUAAAUCAUUUGGAACACUUACUUCCCGUGAAGCAACUCAGGCUUUUCCCAUUAUGAACGAUGUUUCUUCUAAGAAAUUGUUCACUGGGCUUGUUCUAACCAAAAAUAUGGAGUUUGUUGAUGAUCUGCUGACUUUUGAAGAGCUAGGCAACUUUUUGAAAUCUCAAGGAUGCCAAGUGGCUAACCUUUCGUCGCUAGAUUUUACGGCUAAGAGUGGGAUUGGUGGUUGUCUAAGAAGUCUAUUGAGACAAUUUGUGGAGGCUUCUUCAGAUGCCAUUGACAUGUCCAUCAUUGCAUCCUGGUACAGAGAACAGGGAAACUAUGAUAACCCAGUUGUUGUAAUUCUCAAUGAUAUUGAGCGAUGUUCUGGUUCUAUAUUGUCCAAUUUCAUCCUUAUGUUGAGUGAGUGGGUACUUAAGGUUCCAGUCAUAUUGAUCAUGGGAGUUGCAACAACACUUGAUGCUCCAAAAGGCAUACUGCCUUCAAAUGUGCUUCAGUGCUUGUCCCCUUAUAUGUUCACUUUGGGAAGCCCAGCUGAGAGAAUGGAUGCAGUUGUUGAUGCUGUUCUUGUGAAGCAAUGUUCUGGGUUCAUCAUCGGCCACAAAGUGGCACUUUUGAUGAGAAAUCACUUUGUGAGGCAGGAUGGAACUUUGACCUCUUUUAUAAGGGCAUUGAAGAUAGCAUGUGUCCAGCAUUUCUCCAUGGAACCUCUAAGCUUUUUGCUCAGAGGGUUUUCUCUUGAAGAAGAUGGGCAGGUGUUGCAUGAUGGAUUAAUAUCAAAAAUGCUAUUGAAGCAUUUUUUUAACUUACCAUCUUAUGAAAGGAACAAAACUGAGGAGCAAAGUUUUGAAAGAUUUGCUGUUGGUUUGUCGGAAUUGAAGAGAUUGAAGAAUCAGUGGGGAACUAUGCUUUUGUGCCUUUAUGAAGCUGCAAAAGGUGAUAAAAUUCAGCUGUUAGACCUUUUGUGUGAAGCGCUUGAUCCAACAUCAUACAAUUCUACGACUUCUGAUUCUCACAGAAAAUUAGAGAAAGAUACGGGCGCAUGUUCUUUAAACGAUUGUCCACAAUAUCCAAUGUUGAGAAGAGGCAGUUUUAUAUGUCAAGUUGUAUGCAAGGUGAAGGAUCUUCCUGCAACUCAGUUGUGGAAGUUGCUUAAAAGAUGGGAAAAGCUUACGAUGAACAUCAAUGAGAUGCGUGAAAAAAUCAAGGAGUUGUUGUCUCUAUUGAAACUUGAGAGUGGCAAGAGUUCAAAACAAGAUAUGGUUGACAUCUCCAAGAGACAUGCCUCUCGGAGUCAGUUGAAGAUUGGGAAAGAUUCCCGAGCAGUAAAUUUGAAAGCUGCCACAUUAAUGGAGUGCAUGGUUUGGGAUUAUAUGCAACCCAUUGAGUGCUUACCUUUUCAUGAAAUUGUCUGCUUUAAGAAUGUCGAGACGCUUCAAUUGGCCUUAAUUGGAGAUCCAAGAAGAAGGAUUCAAGCAGAUCUUCUGGAAUUCUACAAUAUCCUCAGAUGUGGUUGCUGCAGCAAGAGUGGUGGUACCCUAUUGCCAUCGAUGCACGACACAUCAAUAAUGUAUAACCUAUCCCAGGAGCAUGGUGAUCAUAUCAACCUCCAUGACUGGUACAAUUCAUUCAAAUCAACAGUUCUUUGCCCAAUAUAUAAAGGGAAAAACAAAUCGAAGCAGUCCCCAGUACAGAAGAAAAGAAAAGAAAUAAAUGAACCUAAGAAACACACUGAAGCUUCAAUUCAAGCACGGUUUUGCAGAGCAGUUACAGAGCUCCAGAUUACUGGGCUCAUUCGGAUGCCUACCAAAAGACGGCCAGACUAUGUGCAGAGAGUGGCAUUUGGAUUGUAGGAUAUGUAACAAUUGACAUGGUUCAGUCUUUUGUUUAACCCUUAAAACCUCUUCUUCAUGCAAAUUGAUGAAAAUCUUUUUUGUUUUUUUUUCUGCAAAUAAAUAUUUUUAUUAACAUUGAUCAAUGAAAGCAAUGGAUUUCUUUUAACA